Messenger RNA from Clonostachys byssicola, 1656 nucleotides. The record is from the annotation of a GenBank genome assembly. Lineage: Eukaryota; Fungi; Ascomycota; Sordariomycetes; Hypocreales; Bionectriaceae.
AUGGAUGCAGGGUCAUUGGCCGUCGGUACCGUCGCUGCUGUACCUGGCCUCAUCACAUCUUGCAUCCAGCUCUACGGUCACGUCCAGACAUGGAAACAACGAAGACCCGAUCUCGACAACUAUUUUAUCAAGCUCCAUUUCAAUCAGGAGCGCUUGAAAGUGUACGAAGAGUUGAUGCUGGGUUUCCAAAAUAGGGGGAGAAGCUCGUUGCUAGAGGACUUGCUUCACUCCAUUCAAAAGGAUCUAAACAGCCUUGAAGCAUUAUUAAAGAAACAUGAUGAAAAACUCGGGAACAAAAAAAAGCCCAUUUCUUAUAUUGCCGCUGAUGAACCACAGAUAAGUAAAUUGACCGAAAGGCUCACGGGCAAUACCAAUAUUCUCGAAGACCUACUUCCAGAUACAGUAAAGGAUCAUGUGAGAUAUCGUAUUAGAAAUAAUGUGCUAGGACCCGCAGAUCUUGAAGCUUUGUCUAAGUUCUCCAGAGUGGACAUGGACAAAGACAACCGAGACCUGGUUGUGGAAGCACAAAUCAGAUACCUGACUAUGAGUAUGGCCAAAACAUCUCAAGGGAUGAAUGCAGGAGACAACCAUUUCAGGUACAGGGAUAAGAUCCGUUGGCUGCAGAUGCCAGACAUGUCCAAAAGCCAACCAACAUGGAACAAUAACUGUCAGCUGAGCGAGCUCGAUGGCCAUGAUAGGACAUUUGGGGUCCUUCCGGAAGGAAUGAAAGACCUUGCCUCACGACGUCUCCUCGUUGAGUGGCGACCAGAGUUCAAACGAAGAGACCAAGACCCCAUCAAUCCCGCCAAUCGGCUCAACCAGUUGACAUAUACUCUCCGGGAGAUGUCUGAAGCCGCAAAUCCGUCAGUCCAAGACCUCAGCAACCCCGUCAACUUCCGCAUCUUACGUUGUGAGGGCUGGGUCACAAGCGAUCUCAAUCACAAACGCACGGGGCUUGUUUUCACUUUCCCCAAAAGUUUAGGCCAGGUUCCUGUCUCGCUCCACGACCGUAUCAACCAAACUCAGAAACGUAACCUCCCGGAUCUCAACGUGCGUCUCGACAUGGCACGGGCUCUGUCGCGAAGUAUUGCCAACUGGAUAGCAAUCAAGUGGCUGCAUCGGGCCUUUCGCUCGGACAACGUGCUCUUGUUUGAGCCUGAAGCAUAUAAAGAGUUGUAUGUCGUUGGACACAGCUACACUCGGCCAGAUAGUGGUAUUGGCGACCUAUCGACGCUUCAGGAUACGAAUUCUGAUCAUAUGCUCUAUCGCCCACCGCCUGACAUGACUGGCUGGUGGGAUGUUAAGGACCCCCUGCCAGCAGAAGGUGCAAUAGGACAAACAGUGAAUCCAAUCGACAGAGUACGCAGGAUCGAUGCCGGCUUCGACGUAUUCGCCUUGGGUAUCGUUCUUCUUGAACUCGGAUACUGGCGCACUGUGAGUUCGUUAAAGAAAGAGUACCAAAGGAAGGACAGCAAGUUGAAGUUCAACCAGGCUGCGCUCCUCUUUGCAGCGGAUCACCUCGGAUUUAAAACUGGGACCAGAUACAGAGAUGUCGUGGUGAGAUGCCUCGAGCUGAAGGAUUGGCUGUCUGGAAAGUCAGACCCGGAGCAAUUCAUGGCACAAGUUCUCCGAGAUUUGAACUCCUGCCGGGUGUGA